Messenger RNA from Leucoraja erinaceus (little skate), 1590 nucleotides. RefSeq names its product protein FAM110C-like. The record is from RefSeq and is a predicted model, not a curated record. The transcript has a single exon. Bases 1 to 558 code for a protein of 185 amino acids. Lineage: Eukaryota; Metazoa; Chordata; Chondrichthyes; Rajiformes; Rajidae.
AUGCCGCCCGAGGCGAGUGUCUCUCUGCCACUAAGGCUCCUGACCAAAGGUCCCGGCUACCUCCGCAGUCAAAUGGAAGGGGACAGGCAGGGUCGACAGAGCGCCGUGGAGAGACUGGCUGCCGACAAGACCAAGUACUUGAAGAGCCAGAUGGCGAGGGGGUGCAAAGUGGAGCCCAAUGGUUUGGGCAGCUCUGCCUCCGAAGAAGGCAGCAGCAGCGGCAGUGGGGCCAGCAGCAACACGAAGACUUACCUGGCCUCUGGCAGCCCCCAGCAGAGUGGGCAGCUGCGGCUCCCGCCUGACAUUGUGCGUCGCUCCAGCUCCAGCUCCAAGAGGCAGCUCAGGCCCGACUCGCUGGUCAUGUACCGGCGGAAGUGCAAGGUCGUGUGGGGAGCAGAUGCCACCGGCAGCGCCCGCAGUUUCAAGGACAGUAGCAGCCUGGUUCGGUGGCUGCUGCCUGGCUCUAGCGGCCGGGCCGACAAGCAGCAGGGGCCGGCAUCGGGAGCAGCAACGUCGGAAGGGGGAGAAUUAGCAGAGAGUAAAGAGGCCGGCAUGUGAUCGGCGGCGAGGCUCUGACGCCACGGAUGGAGGCUAUGGACCGGGCAGCCAGACACCGCAGACCCAGGCCCGGAGAAGUGGGCACUCUUUUUUUUUUUUACAAAUCAUCCCACGGGCUGGAUUGGACCCUUCACGGGUAGUUUGACACCCCAGAUGAAAAACAAACAGACUUCCCCCUCCCGCAAUGCAACGCAAUAUUCCACGGCCCCACUCACCCAAACUAGGCCCGGGGCAUCGAGGCGAUGCAGUGAAAAUGGCAGUGAUCUGAUCCCGCCCACUGCGCACGCGUGGAGAGACGGCGACAUUUUGCGUCGCCACUGCGUCACCAGCUUACCUCAACUGCGCAGGCACGGAGGGUCGCAAAUAUUCCCCACCCCCCAAAUCAUAACCAGAAUUUCCCGAAUUUCGGGUAAAUUCCUUCAAAGUGGAAACACUGAUUGGGUUCCAAUAUUUUAUUUAUUUUACUCGGGAUUUAUUUUUACUCUGGAAAAAAAAGAGGGGUGCAACCACACCCAUCGCUCCCCACCCUUCGGAAGGCCAUGUCCUCCUAUCACCUGAAGAAGGGUCCCAACACAAAAUGUCGCCUAUCCAUAAUCUCCAGAGAUGCUGCCUGAUCCGCUGAGUUACUCCAGCACUUUUUACAUCUUUUGUUUCCUUGUUUCUACAUUCGAGUUAAGUAACUCAUGUAAGUUACUUGCCUCAUAUUGUGUUUUGAAUUGUAUUCUGUCUUUACUUUGUGUACUAGUCAUGUCUCUACUAUUUAUUUCAUUUCCCUUACAUGUUUUUCCUCUACCUGCUAAAUGUUUGUAAGGUGUCCUUGAGACUCUUGAUAGGCGCCCAUAAAUAAAAUUUAUUAUUAUUAUUAUAAGUAACUCAUAUGAUCAGAAUACAUAGUGACUUCAUCACAGAUAAACAGGACAUGGAGUGAAUUACUUGAUUUUUGAGUAAGAAUAAACAUUCUUAUCUGAAGCUCCUGUGUCCUGUAACUGUUAUUUUAAGGAGAACCUACCAGUACUCGAAGACCCACAUAAG